This is a messenger RNA of Phycomyces blakesleeanus NRRL 1555(-), 918 nucleotides long. RefSeq lists its product as hypothetical. The transcript has 5 exons. The coding region runs from base 1 to 918 and encodes 305 amino acids. Lineage: Eukaryota; Fungi; Mucoromycota; Mucoromycetes; Mucorales; Phycomycetaceae. The record is from RefSeq and is a predicted model, not a curated record.
AUGCCAAAUGGCAAUAAGGGUGCAUCCAAAAUCAACAGAAGGAGGAAUGGACGAGGCCAGAGGAAAGGGAAAAGAGAAGGAAAUGCCAAAAUUCUUGCCAAUGACGAGGUUCAAGAGAGAAAUCAGGAUAGCGAGCACAAACGAGACGGUAGGAGCACAGUCCUCAUAAAGCGCGGGUGGAAAGACGUGCCCAAGUUUGAGAAGGUGCAAGUAUAUGAAAGAAAGAGGACAAGUCAAUUGAUGUGCCAUCUUGAAUGGGCAACGACGGAUAUUGCUGGACAAAUUUGCUAUGGUGAGCAACCAGCGCGAACAAUGAUUGAAUGCAAUGACAGGAUUAAUGGUGUAGAGAUUGAAAACGAAGAGACCUUUCAAGGUCGGGGGAAGCGAAUACGUUGUCAAUUGUUGAGGAUGUCAGCCCGUGGUAAAAGGGGGAAGAUGGAGUGUCGUGGAUGUAUAAGUAUUGAGUGCGUGAUUGAGGUCGACCAGAAGAAUCAAAUUAGUAGAUCUGGUGGAGUAAUGGGAAGAGUCAUGAUACAAACAAGCAAUGUCGCAAGCUGUCAAGAAUUGAUGGCAACCAAUCAAAAUCGAUGCCGUUGGUUGUUCAAAACCAAUUUCGCGUUUUUAGAAAUGAAAGUCUUGAAAAAUGCGGCUUCAGGUGAAUCUUCUGCAUCUUGCUCAAUGUUGAUAGAAAAACCAAAAGAUAAAGGCAUAUGUAUGAAAGAAGCGGACACAGAACUAUUUUCUGAAGUCUCUAAGCAAGUUGGUCGUAAAUUCAUAUUGAGUGAAAAACAUACAACGGCCACUAUAAACUUUAUUGAUGUUAAUCCCUCAGUUUUUAUUGUUGAAGUGAACGAACAUCUGUUGAAGCGAUUCAACUAUCUCAAAUUUUUACGAGAAGCAAAUGUAACCUCUUGUUGA